Molecule: messenger RNA, 11436 nt
Organism: Adelges cooleyi (spruce gall adelgid)
Lineage: Eukaryota; Metazoa; Arthropoda; Insecta; Hemiptera; Adelgidae
Exons: 28
Coding region: 658-10998 (3446 amino acids)
Biological process (GO): regulation of DNA-templated transcription
Molecular function (GO): DNA-binding transcription factor activity, RNA polymerase II-specific; RNA polymerase II cis-regulatory region sequence-specific DNA binding
Source: RefSeq, a predicted model, not a curated record
AGGCUCGCCCAACGCGCAGUGUCGCAGUUCCGACGGCCGACGACAGAUAUCGUUUCGUCCCCUCCCUCCUGCCGCCGACCAAUCGGGCUGACCGUCGCGGUUGUGUAACGAAACGCUUUGUUGUACGCACACCGAACCGGGUACCGCGUAUGUACACCGCCGGGCACCAGUGUGCAUUGUCUGAUCGACUGUUCGCGGUGCGGUGUCUAGGCUCAGCUCAACUCCACAGUCAACGUGUGUUUGUGCCUCUCUUGCGUCGCGGUAAACAGUUCCCUUUUGUUUAUCGCCAAUAUUCGCGCAUUGUGUGUGUGUGCAAUAUUAUUAUGCGUUUCGGUUACCUGCGGGCUAUUCCGGCCGGCGUGCACGAGAUUAUUUCUACCGGAAUUAUUAUUAUUGGCGUCUUUGUGGUCAUGUAGGUUGUAUGUUGUAACAACUAUCGUAUAGCAUUCUGUUCCUCGUGAGUGUACUUGUGCAGCGGUCGCGUCCUCUACCCCCACCCCGUUUUGUACCGCGGCUUACAACGUUUGUCAUCAUUUGCCGUUGUUUGCCGGUCGGGACUGACGCUUGCCGUCCAAGUAUCGGCGCGUUACCGCCCUCGACGUCUUGCAACCGCCGUACAGUCAUGAUUGUUUAAGACGCGGAAUUAAGUCGCACACAAUGGACGGUACCGGUCCGGACGAAGACGGCGAAGGAACGCCUGCUAAACGCAGCGAAUGCGAAGAGCUGGCGGAAGACCUCAAGAAAUACUUGCCGUUUUUGCAAAAUAUCAUCAACAAUUACAAGGAUUUGGACAUACAAGAUUCGCAUCUCGACAAACUCCGGUCUUUGUACGAUAUGGUGGAAAAAGAAAAGUUACCCGCUACUAAACUAAAAUGUUGCCAAAAUGUAAUUGACAAUUUGUACAAUAAGUAUCGUGAACUUCAAAGUGGAGAUUUCAAGGAUAUAAAUUCACUGGUAAAAAAUAAAGCGGAGAAGAAUGACCAACCAAAGGAUGGACAAAAAAAUACUAUGCAUAUGGAUUCAAAAAUUAUGUUAAAUAGUCUUGAUGAAAAACUAGAUAAGGCUACAUUGUUUAGUACUAGUAAAGACAACACGUUUUCCAAUGAACAAGAACUUGAAUGGGUUAAUAAAGACGAUUUACUUACGAAUGCAGAUUCUAAUGUAUGUUCUGAAAGUUCAAAAGACUGCGAUUCGAAUGGUUUUUUAGAUAGUCGGUUGCGACUUAAUAAAUUCAUUGGAAUCGCUGCUAAUGCAGCUUUGGAAAAACUAGGCAACACUGAUACGACUGACAAGAUGAGUGAAUCGACUAUCAAGGAACUUGCUAAACAAGUGUUAGAUGGUUUAGUUAAGGAAAAAAAAGCUGGUAUGGAUAUAUUGAAGGGUGUCGAAUUAAAUUGUGUUGAUUUGAAUACUGUAAAGGAAGCUUUAAAAAAUGUAAACAUCAAUAAAUCAUGUAAUUUACCAAUGCAGCCGCCACCUUUACCACCGUCAAGUCUGCUGAAAUUAUCAGUAACAAAUACAUCGACUAAAUCACCAAACAGUAGUGAAAUUGUCGAAUCUCAAAAUAUAACUAUUAGUGUACAACCAGCAGCACAAUCGUGCUCUGGUAAUAUUAAUGUAUCGUCUAAUAAGCCGCUAAGUAUUCGUGAUAAAUUGACAAGUGACAUAAACAUUCUGCAUAAAAUCGGACAGCCAUCGACUGAACCAAAACAAAAAUACAUUUCAGCAUUAAAGCCUGGCACACUUCUUGAUUUAGAAAGUUCUAAAGUUGUCCGGUCAUCACUUCAUAUAGAGUCGUUAAGAGCAAUGUCUAAACCAAGUGAAUCUAAAAUCAGUAAGCAGCCGCCACCCCCAGAAGUCUCUCCUCGUGAUCCUCGGAUAAGGGCGAAAUCUCAGACGAGUUCUGAUAAAGUUGUGAUGAAAACUAGUACGAUUCCACCACUUAUCCCACCGCUUAUCCCUCCGCUCAUGCAACCUUCGUUGAUUUAUAAUAGUAAAACUAAUCCUUUAUCAGGACUGGCUAGUGGACAGACCAAUUUGACAAUGCCUCCUGGCUGUACAAAUAUGCAGAUGCCAUUUAAUCAGCAACACCCGAAAGCUUUGUACGACCCAAACUUUACUUAUCUAUCAAAUUAUAGAAAUCCAAGUCAAUCUAAUCAAUAUAGGCCAAAUAGUAAUAACCAGAACUUGGACCACACAAAAAGUUACUCUCCGGGACAAAAACAAAUGAGUAAUUUACCAAGUGAUGUUUUAAUGAGACCUCGGGAACAAGUACAUGGUUAUGAUGAUUAUAAGCCUAAUUGGAGAGAUUCCCAGUCGAAGAGAACAGAUUACGGUGCAACUAAACAUUGCCGCAGUUACAAAGAUUAUAGAGAAGCAAAAUAUGGAAAAGAAUCUUUAAAUAGAAAUUCUUCUAAAGGCUAUGAUAGAAGUAAAAGUAAAGUUCAAGAAAAAUCCGUUCACGACGGUGAGAAAGGUAAGUCUUCAUGCAGCAAUCCUUACUAUACUUUUGGAGUAAUAAAGGAUUCAUCUGGAAUUAAAAGUUUCAAAAUACCAAAACUUAAUAAACGCGUUAAAAAUGCCGAUGUCAAUAUUGGUAAUGAUACUGACAAGGAAGUAGUAGUAACAAAUGACACUGCCAGUGCAGAAGUUGUUGCUUCUAAAGAAACUAUAAAAAAUCCAAGUGACUUACCUGAAACCGAAUCUGUGCAUACUCAGAUUUGUGAUACUAAAUGUAGUAACAAUAGUGAAAAUGAAACUGAACAAGUUGCCAAAGAGAAAAAACCUGUCGAUGAUCCUGAGAAACCUAAGGAUACAUGUAAACUUAAAAAACCCAAAAAGUAUAGCAAGGAAAGAGAAUUUGAAAAAAUUGUGAAAGAAGCUGUACAAAUUUCUAAACUUGAUGUAAGAGGACCGAGAACUAGAACAAGAAGUACUUUAUUGAAAAGUGAUGACGUUAAAAUUAAAUCUGUUGAAAAAAACAGUAUGUCGAAAUCUGACAAACAAGUUAAUGAUAAAACUUCUGUUUUGACAGUAAAUAAUAAAGAGUCAGUUACUAAGUCAAACUCUGAUAGUGAUUCAACAGAUGUAGGACAAAAUGUUAUAUCAUCAACAUCAAAAGAUCUGGAUUCCACUUGUUCAGUGACAGCAUCUAACUGCCAAGUUUCCGAACAAUCGUCACAAGUUAUUUCUUCCAGUGAGAUUAAUUCCACCGGGGAACUAAUAAAUAAUCCUAACGUUAAAAACUUGCUUUUUGAUCUUAUUGCUCAAUCAAAUCCAAAACUUAUGUCGGUAAUCACUAAGCUACAAGAUGAAAGUGUUAUUGAUAAGCUCUGUAAGCUUUUGGAUAGGGACGGUAUAAUCGACAAGGAAACUCAAGAUGAACUUACUGCUUCUAAUAAAGAAUGUUUAGAUACCAAAGGUCAUAAAACUACCAAUAAAAAUGAUAAAUGUGAAAAAGAUGUUAAUCGUGAUGUAGAAGAAACCGUAAAUUCCAAUAUGGAGUGUUCCUCACAAAAUGAUAAUGAUGUAGCUAAUAAUUCAGAUGAUGAAAGUUUAAAUUGUAAUAGCGUGAAAAAUGGUUCAAGUGGAAAUUGUAGUAAGCCUGUUGAUAAAAAUAAUAUGAACAACAAGGAAAUUCAAGAUGAAGUUACUAAAAACAGUGAAGGUGGAAAAAUUAUGAAUCAUGAAAUGAAAGAAAAGAAAAAGACUCAUUUGGAUUCUGCUUCGAACGACGAUAACGAUUAUGUUAAUAGUUCAGACGAUGACAGCUUUAAAGUUAAUUGUAAAAUGAUGAAUGUCAAAAGGACUAAAAAUUGCCUAAAUGACUCGAGUGAUAAUGAUAGUGACAACGCUAGUUCAGUUCAUCCAGAACAUGACCCCAAGUCGCUUCAAAACUCGCUUGAUUUAAAUAAAUUGUCGAAAAAUGACAAAGUUUCGGAAGGAGAUAAAUCUCAGACUACUGAAUUCAGAGAAAUAAAAAUAGUUAUUCCAAAGCUCGAUGAGAAUAUGAUAAACAGUGAAAUUUUUAAUCGAGAACCUUCCAACAAAAAUAUUUCUGCAAUUAAAUGUAUAAAGAAAGUUACUAAAAAGCCACCAAUAGUAUUUGUUGGGCCAUUAAGUAAAAAAAAAGAAAUGUUGAACGCUAAACAGAACAAUGAAGAAUUAAGAUUUACCAUACCUAAGUUAAGUAAGAAAAAGAAGAAAGUAAUCAAAUCAACGCUGCCUGAAGAAAAUAAAAAUAUACCAAGUUCUACUUCAUUAAUUGAUUUACCAAAUACUUCUAACGAAACAUCUGAAACAUUGAGACCAGAUGAUUUGAAUGAGAGUACAGUAAGUUUACAAAAUGAAAAGUCGGACGAACCGGGCAGUAUAGAGGAUACUAUAAACCAAACUUCUACAAACACUCAUAAUAUAGUAGUGGACAAUAAAUGUGAUCCUAAAAAAACCAAACCGAAAAUGAGAUACCAGACCGAAUUAGAUAAACUUCAUGCACACAUUAGCGAUAUGUAUGAUGUUAAGGCUAUUAUAAAUUUGUCUAAUGAGCGCCACUGUCGGACCAAUAAACUUGUCGAUUAUACGGGUACCAAUAAUUUAGCGUCCGUAGGAAAAAAUAGGCUAGAAGAUAUGGAAAACUCUGAGUUUGACGUUGAACCAAACAAACGUGUGUCUAUUAAAGAAUCAAAAAAAAAGAAGAAAGGUAGAAAACCAGGUCCUAAAGGUAGUAUGUCUAUAAUCAACGUUGAAGUCGCUCCUACUGUUGAGAGUGCUUGUGAAGAAUUAGAUAGCCAAUUGUCUGAGGAUACAGUAAUGACCACGGACAAUGAACAUGACGACAGUCAACCUAAAAAAUACAAAACAUUUUUAACUAAAUAUAAAUUGUCGAAAAAAAUAAAGAAAAAAAAGCCAAUGUCGAAUAAGAAAAAAUAUAUAACAUCUGAAACAACAAACAAAAACAGUUCUGUUCAUGUUACUGAUCAGGAAGUUGAUUACACAGACAAAGAAUAUUACCAGGACGUUGAAAAUGUUAUGAUGAAAUGCAAAUUUUGCGAUUACUGUAGUACCGAUCAGUCUAUUGUUCAUCACUAUAAACAAAUCCACACGGAGGAGGAGGUGUUACCAUCUAGAUUACCCAAUAGUUGCGCUAAAACAUUAAUAAACGAGUCAAUCAGGGAAAAUUUAGGUUUCAUGAAUUGUGAACACGUCGAAGAAACUAAAAUACCAAUACAUGAUCAAAAUAUCGAUAACUAUUUUACAUGCGUCUUUUGUCGAACGACCUACUAUGAUAUCGUCAAGUUUUAUGAUCAUAUCACUACCCACACCGGUGAAUAUCGGUAUAAAUGUAAAGAGUGUGAUGAAGUUUACGUCGACGAAAGCAACUUGGAGGAGCAUAUUAAAAUUCAUUCGACUUAUGACAGGUCUGAUGACAUCUUUAAUCUAAUUUACCCAAAUCCUGUCCAAAGUAACACCCUCGUUGGAUACCUAUGUCCAUUUUGCAAUUUCGUUCAGUUGAAUUAUAACAACACAAUUAGACAUAUGGUUCGUCAUCAUUCUGCCGAAGAUAAAAAGCUCAAUAGUUAUUGGACUGUAAUACGUGUGAAUAUGUCGUUCAAUGAAGACAGUAGUAAUUCUUUACUCAAUAAUGAUAUAGAUUAUAGCAGUUUGGUAGGGUGUCGACCUCCUCUUCAACACAAACCAGACAAUAGUGAUUUGAGAAAUAAAAUAAAAACUAAAAGCGGAGAAGUCUGUAAUCCAAAAACAAAAAACAGGAUGUUGGAACUUAUUGCUGAAGCCAAGCAACAACUUCUCACUAACCCAAAAUCUAUAAAAAAUGAAGCGUGUGAAGAUCAAGAAGUGAUAAGUGUAUCGAGCACUUCACACGUUGAACAAUUAACAGAUAGAAGUUUGGAGAGCAAUGCCAGUGAUUCGAACUCGCAAAGUAACCCAAAAAGAGUUUGUCCCAAAUAUAUUCUGAAAAACAAUUGUACGAACUGUGCAGUUGGCGAUAUAAGCUGUGAACAGAAAGAUUCCAUUCUGCUUUACAGAUGCAUGGUUCCUACAUGCUUUAAAAAACGAUUUUCAUCAAUGUUUUUUAAUGAAUUUUCCAAACACAUUGAAACGUGUCAUCAACUAGUAAAUUGGAACGGAGUAUGCGAUAUCUGUGCAGAGACAGUAGAAACAAAUUCUAAAAGUUCACACUUGCCCAAUGCUCUGCAACAUUUGGUUUCGUGCCAUUUGAUAUUGGAUGAAGACAAACAACUCGAUAUAUCAAACAUUGAUGAUGUCGACGAUGAACAAAAUCUACUUGAUCAACAGCCAAGUACUGAAAACGUCACGACUGAUCAACAACCAAAUACUGAAAACGUCACGACUGAUCAACAGCCAAAUACUGAAAACGUCGUGACUAAUCAGCAGAAGCCAUUAGUAAAGUUGCGGGUUCGUCAUUUACCCGGCGACACUCUUUCAACGAUUUGUGAUAGUAAUGACUUAAAAAGUAACGUUGCGGAGGGACUGGAAGAACAUCUGUGUAAACAGAUCCAUUCUGUGUUUUCCUUAAAAGACAAUUUGAAGCAAGCUGUAGUUGGAAAUAUCAAUUGUGAAAUAGUGAAUAACACGUUAUUGUACAAAUGUAUGGAGAUCUCGUGUGUAAAUGAUUUUUCCACAAAAUUCUACAAAGAAUUCGCUAAGCAUAUAAAGAUAAACCAUGAAUUGUCUGCAUGGGAUGGCAUGUGCAAUAUAUGUGGCCAUGGAUUGUGGAGAAGUAUUAGUAGCCUGUACUUGGAAAAUGCCCUCGAACAUUUGGUAUCCCAUCAUUUUAUAGUUUGUAAGGACAAGCGAUAUAUUAUUACUACAAAUCAUCCAGUAGAAAAUAAUAUAAGAAGUUCAAAUAAUCAAUCGAUUACCAAUGAAGUAUUAGCUGAGCAAACUAUUACAGAAAAUAAUUCAGAUGUCAUUGACAACGAAGACUACCAACACGGAACUGAUGUUGUCGACACUAACAUAGCUAUAAAUUCCAUAGCCAAUAAUGUUUCACUAACUUCGACAUCAAGCAAUGAAAUGGAUUUCAAUACACAUCAGCCUAACAGCAUCUCAACAGAACCACCUCCUUCAAUUAAGAUAGUAAAUGUUCAGAGUUUAAAAAGGAGUUACAAAACAAAGAAACGUAAACUUCAAGCUAAUAAGUCUAAUGGUGACGAUGAUAAAUUGGGCACGUGGAUGAUGUUACCCACACGUUGUGAAAGUAUGAAUUCAGACUACAGUGUGCAUCUUGAACCAGGACAGCAAAUAAUAAAUUAUGGGGAUCCUAAUAAUGGCACAUAUUAUUUAAUAGAGACCGAUUAUAAUAAAAACUAUGAAAAACAGUUCCGUGAAUUGCCAGUUAAUGUGUUGAAAACUGAUUUAGCUUUCCAAGCUAUGAUGGUUGUGCCAACACGUUUAGGCCUAUUCAAAUGUUUUGAACGAUCGUGUUCGAAAAUUUUUAACAGUAUAGAACUUUUCAAGUUACACAUGGAGUUGCAUUAUUGUAAUUCAGAAAAAAAGAAAAAAAAACAAAUUUACAACACGGAACAGUUCAAAAAAUGUGUUUAUUGUUUUAAAACAUUUGAUGAUGCAAAUUCCUUAGCGAAUCAUAUUUCCGAGAGGUAUACUCAUUGUUUAUAUUUUUGUCAGUAUUGUUUUUAUCGUGCAUACACAGCAUCACACGUUUUGGUACAUCAGUCGAAAUUCCAUACUGAAGCCAAGCCUUCAAUACUACAACUACAACUUGACAAUCAAAGCUUAAGUUCCAAAGAAUCUGUGUUGGCUGUAGAUUACAAAAAAUUUGUAUUACCAUACGUUUGUAACGUCGGUCACUGCUUGUUUUCUUGUUAUGUGGUUGACGAUUUUAUAACACAUUCAAAUGUCGAGCACCAACGAUGUGAUAAAUUUAGUUGUUACAUAUGUGAUAAUAAUAAUGACAACGGAAACGGUUGCUUUGCUUUGCAACUAGAAAAUUUGAUUAAGCACUUUAAGCUUCACACUAUAAAUUUGUACCAAUGUAUUUUCUGUUUAUUCGGAGCGGAAAAUUUGGACUCAAUGAUAAUACACUUGGCAAUGGAACAUUUCGAGUACAACUCUUUAUGUCUAGAACGAUCUUUGAUAAAUACAGAUGGCGAUUCUUCAAGAAUCGAAAAUCUGAAAAUAUUGCGAUUAAAUAAAGACAUAGACAAUGGUAUUGUGCAAGUAGUGAGUCUCCCUGCUGAUACUAACUCAUUGCCAGAAAUUAUGCCGCACAGAACAAAAAAACGACGAAUGCAAUGUCCGGACGUCCUUGCAGCUGCAAUGAAUUCUGCUCAUAUUAACAGUAACCAUCAAUCGACUACUAAUCCGAUUGUUAUAACAGUUCCUGACCAAACUUCUAUGAUGAAUGACGAAUCGCUUAUAACGAAACCGGACGAUGAAUUUAUCAUGUUAAAUGAUAUAAAAGAAACAGCCCAAGUAAAUGCCACUUGGGCGGAAACAGACAAUGAUGAGGUUAUAGUUAUCGAAGACGACGACAACAACGAUGAUGAUGAUGAUGUUUAUAACUACAACGGUGAUGGCAAAACAAUAUCGGAAUCUGAUUCUACGAGCAUUUACGGAAGUACUGGGAGUUCUGUUAAGCAGAAGCGUUUAAGGAAAAAUUCAUACUGCGGUGUUCCUAAAAUGAAAAAAAUCAAGAUCUCUACGAAACCUCACGUGGCUUUGGACAAAUUAUACUACUGUUUACAUUGUGCAAAAGAAUUCUUAACAAGCGAUGCCUUUAAACUCCAUAUAAUUCACUGUGUAUAUUGGACUAGUAAAACCGAAAAGCUGUGUUUUUACUGUACAAGAUCUUUCAAAAAUAUCGCAUUUUUUAUCGAACACUUAAAAACGCAUGGUCCGAAUCGUUUCAAAUGUUCUAUGUGUAAUUUCUAUGUUCCAACCCAACGUAGUAUUGAAAGACAUAUGAAAGACAAACACGAAAUCAGUGAUUUUAAAAAUCUGCCAGUCAAUGCAAACUGUUCUGAUUAUGAACGAGAUGAAUUUGUGACAUACCCUAAUACAUUAAUAAACAAGAAGAACAAGUAUAACUGUAACGAAUGUUCAUUUACUGCAGUCACUCAAACCACAAUAAUUGAUCAUGUAAAAAAUGAUCAUAAUGCUAUCAAAUUCGAGAUGUUCUUGACGAGUCCACCGACAGCUAGCAGUCGCCAAAGUGAAUACCUUGUCAAAGUAACUGACCAACAAGACACUUUUCAACAACGUCGACAGCGUUCGGCUACGAAGAGAAAAUGUUCGACUGAAAAUUUAAAUAUUGCAGCCAAUAUUAGUGGAUCUGCAAACUCGACCAAGAUUUCAAAAAUUGAAACAAAAUGUUUGUAUUUUUCACCUGAAACGGUUGACGACGUUCCAAUGACGCAUAUAUUCACCGAUAACAUCAGAUGUUCAGUAUGUGGGUACAGUACCAAAGUGCGGUCAAACCUUAUAAUACAUCUCAAAAAGCACGAAAAAGGGCAAGAAAGUACAACUAAAGACAUUGUUAAUCCUGUACCGUCUGUUGGCAAGACAGAACUGAUGUUUGACAAAAUGAUAAAUUUAGCUGCCAGUUCAGUUGAAGCUAUGUCUAAUGAAAAGAUAAAGAUUGAAGAACUAUUCAAAAAAAUAGUUGAAGUACCUUCAUAUAAGAACUUAUCGUUCCAUCCACAAUUUGUAACGAAAAAUAAACGAUACAAGUGUUCAGGUCAAAACUGUCCCUUUACUGGCGUAGAUGAAGUAAUGCUUAAAAAUCAUUUAUCAGUCUUUCACCCAGAAUUGCCGUAUUAUUUAUGUCCUCAUUGUCCGGCGACACUUGAUAGAAUGGUGAAUAUAAGUGAAAUUGGAUAUCAUCUGAUGCUUCAUAGCGAGAAUUUAUAUCGUUGUUCGUAUUGUGAAUACAUGCACUACAAUUGCAACGAAAUGAAAAUACAUAUGACAAAGUUACAUUUGUUACUAGUCGACAGAAGCGAUGAAUCUAAGAUUAUUGUUUUAAGAAAAAAAAUAGCUGACGACACCAGCAACAGCCAAGGAUCAUCAACCGCUGCAGAAUGGGUGUGCAAUAUCUGUAAUGUUGGUAACAAAUUUACAGAAAAUGAAAUCAAAACUCACAUUCAUUAUGUUCACGACUUGUCAAAUAUGUUUAAAUGUCCCAAUUGUACAUUUGAAUACAACGACGAUGAUAACAAAAUAUUGGAAGAUCAUUUUAAAGCCAAACACCCUUCAGCACCGGUUAAAUGUUUUCAAGUGUACAAAAAAAUUUGCGAAGAACAGUUCAAUAACAGUGUUCCAUUAGCUACGGAAUAUGUUCAAGAGCACCAAGCGUUAGAAAGUCUUGAGUUAGCACAUAUGCCGUCUACGUGUCGUGGUAUUCCCAUUGAGUCGGUACCUUCUACAAGCAAGUCGACCAAAACCCGUGCUGUAUCUAAGAGUCCAACAAAAGCGGCUAAAAAUUCUCCAGCUCGGAGUUUUAAACAAAGAACAGCUACUGACACCUUUAACAAGAAAGAUAGCUUGGGAACAGUUAUGCCAAACGGCCAUUACCUGUGUCCCAAAUGUAACGUUUUUUCCGCUUCAACUUCUAUGGAAUUUCGGGAACAUUUGUAUAAAGAAAUCGACUACAAAACCAUAUGGAAGUGUAUGGAAUGUUUUGAGAUUUCCACAUCUCCAAAGAAAAUGGCUUGGCAUGUUAAAAAGCAUAAGAAUUUUGGGAAAUAUGAAAAAAUAGAAGAUGCUGACAAAUUUAAUUGGGUUAACGCAGUAAUCAAACAUCAGACUGCAUUAUUGGAAAAGUUACAGAACAAAGAACGAGUAAAAAUAAAAGCUGCAAAAAAUAUUACUAUUCCAACAUUAUCUGGUGCACCAAGUACAAGUAAUAACCAAGCAAAACGUGAGACAACAAUAUUAAUCACUAGUAAAGAAACUGAUUGUGAAGUUAUUACACUAGAUGAUUCAGACGAUGAAUAAUUUGGUAACCAAAGUGUCAUAUUACGAUGAUAUUAAGACUGAUUGAUGGAUUUUUUUUUUGUCAUAUUAUUAUUUCCUUAUAAUAAUAGUUAUUAUUAAUUAUUAUUUCAUUCCAGUAUUAAAAUUGUAGGUAUAACUAAUGUUUUUACUUUGAGAAAUUAAAAAUUAUUUAAUGCUAAUUUGUUUGUUGACCUAUUUUAUUUAAAAUGUAAAAAGAUAUGUUUAAAAGACUGUUUAAGCUAAUUGUUUUAGUAUUAGGUUAUUUAUUUAUUUAUUUUUUUUUAAUUGAAAUUCAUCAUCUUUGAAGUGAUAGAAAGUAUAUUUUUCUUUUGCAAACUUUCUAAUGAAUUCUACAUUAAAAUAUUUUUAAGUGCUACACAUACUAGUUGUAUUUCGAAGUAUACUAUAUUUAUCGAAACUUUAUUUUCUGUUACUGAU